AUGUGGACGGUACGCCUCGGUUGGCCGGUCAUUGUGGCGACACAUGGCAUGAGUCUCGAAUCCCCACAUCAGAAACCGGUACCCGGACGGACCGCCGAUCACGGCCCGACAAGCCAUGGUACUCUGCCACAGGGCCCUGAGGAGAAAGGGGUCAGGCUAUCGAGUCUGGAAUACAGGCUGGAGCUGGCCAGACACGGUGGACCGUUUGAUGCAAGGUGGUCUGGAAAUGAAUGCGUGCAGCAAUUGGCGAUCGACUGGGUCCAGGCCGAGGACCCACCAACGGCCACUCAGCGCGCUCGACCUGACUGGCUGGGCCCCGCCCAUCCCGGCAUCGACUGGGGCCACUUCCAUCCGCAUCUUUGA
This is a messenger RNA of Neurospora hispaniola, 363 nucleotides long. RefSeq lists its product as uncharacterized. The transcript is spliced from 4 exons. The record is from RefSeq and is a predicted model, not a curated record. The coding region runs from base 1 to 363 and encodes 120 amino acids. Lineage: Eukaryota; Fungi; Ascomycota; Sordariomycetes; Sordariales; Sordariaceae.